AUGAAUAAAUUAUAUAUACCAAAUCAUAAUGAUGCAGAAAAUUGCCUUAAUGUUGACCCCCCUACGUAUAUGGAUGAAAAUAUUCCCCAAAAAAAUUAUGAAGAAAAAAAUUCAAUUAUAUAUGAUGAUACAAUAGAUAUAAAUAGUGGAAAUGGAAUAAAUGAUAUAACAAUAAGAAAAGAAUUUGAUUUUAUUUUUGAAGAAAAAAUUAAUAAUAUAGUAAAUACAAAUAAAAAUAAUAAAAAUAAUAAAAAUAAUAAAAAUGUACACAUAUCUAAUAUUAUUCGAAUAGAUUAUAAGUCCAUUUUUCGAUAUGCAGCUGAAUCUUCAUCAUUUUUAUGCGCUGUAGGAAUGUGGGGAACUUUGGAGGAUAUAUUUCGCUUGUUAUCAAAAGGGAAUUGUUAUAUUAUGUUUUUUUAUUAUUUGUUUUUUGCAAUAAUUUUUGCAUCCUUAAUUUGUGCAUUUAAUUUAUAUUUUAAUGAUUCAAAUGAUAUAAAUAAAUAUACAUUCAGCGAUUUGGAAAAUCCGGAAUGA
Plasmodium berghei ANKA is the source of this 534-nucleotide messenger RNA. Its product is annotated as conserved Plasmodium protein, unknown function. Bases 1 to 534 code for a protein of 177 amino acids. The record is from RefSeq and is a predicted model, not a curated record. NCBI's taxonomy places the organism in Eukaryota, Apicomplexa, Aconoidasida, Haemosporida, Plasmodiidae. The transcript has a single exon.